This is a messenger RNA of Bombus huntii, 4112 nucleotides long. RefSeq names its product contactin. The transcript has 8 exons. Lineage: Eukaryota; Metazoa; Arthropoda; Insecta; Hymenoptera; Apidae. The record is from RefSeq and is a predicted model, not a curated record. Gene Ontology annotation, biological process: cell-cell adhesion. Gene Ontology annotation, molecular function: protein binding. The coding region runs from base 420 to 4097 and encodes 1225 amino acids.
UUGACAUCAUGUAUCUAUUGUAUUAAGGUUUACAUUUAUUCAUGUGUUGUGUCAACAGUAAAGACGCUAAUUUCUACAAUUAUUAAAUAACAAUUCAUAGUGUUUCAUACGUAAAUAGAAACUAAUUAAAGCUGAUAAAUAAUAAAUAGCAAUACAGUUUUAAAAGGCAAAGGUCUAAACUACAUUAAGUAUUAUAUUAAAUUACUUUAAGAUUAUAGUGCCACUCCCUAGCUUAUAUGGUCAAAUAUAAUAUGCUUUUAUAUGUAAUUAAGUUCUUUCAACAUUGUUCUUCAUCAAAACGGCUAAUUUCUUUCUUAAAUUAUUUAUAUUAUUUUUGUCAUAAUUAAUAUAAAUUAUAUUAAAGUGAGAUUACCAUUAAUUUGAUAAAUCUAUAAUCUUUCAAUUAUAUUGAAGUAAUAAUGUAUUGUGUAUCAGAGAUUAUAACAUACAUUCUUAUUGUAACAAGUUAUACAUUUGCACAAAAUGUCUUAUAUGGAGAACAAUAUCAGUGUCCACAACAUUGGAUAAAAUUUCAAGAAUCAUGUUACCGUUUCAUAAAGAGUCCUAUUAGGGACAGACAAGAAGCUAAAAAAAAUUGUGAAGCUUAUCAAAGUGAUCUUACUACAAUUAAUUCCUUAGAAGAACAUGGAUUUAUAUUAUAUCAUUUAUUAUGGCAAGAUCCACAACAUCAUAAAUGGUAUACUGGUAUAAAAUAUCAAAAUGGAAAUUGGAUAAACGAAGCUGAUAAUACUCAAUUAUUAAAUAUGGAAAAUGCAUUUUUACCUGAACCAGUUGAUAAUACACUUGGAGGAGAUUAUUUAGUGUAUUCUUAUCAUAAUAAUUUACAACGAUGGGGACUGGAAAAAGUAAAUGGUAGAGAUAGGUUCUUAUACAUUUGUGAAGCACCAAUUUCUAAUUUGCAUAACUUAGUAGAUGAUGAUCGUACUUAUCAAUAUGGUAUUGAAAUUGAUAAUCCUCGUGAAAUUCCUAGAGGACCAUAUUUUAUCAAGCAACCUACUGAUAAAGUAUUUGAUCUGUCAAAAAGAAAAAUAAACAAUGAUGUUGCACUGAGUUGCUUAGCAGGUGGUUAUCCUGCACCAACAUAUGAAUGGUUCAAAGAAGAUUAUGAGAAUGACAGACUCAUUGCAACAAAAAUAGAUCCACUAAAUAAUAAUAGAUAUACAAUCAGUGGUGGCACAUUAAUUAUUUAUGAACCUGAUCAGACAGAAGACAGAGGUUCAUACCACUGUAAAGCAACCAAUAAAUUUGGUACAAUUAUAUCUGAAAGUGUGGAACUGUCAUUUGGGUAUAUAUUGGAAUUUAAUUUAAAACGUUCAGAAGAACGUGGAGAACAAAAUUGGGGUAAAGUUGUAUAUUGUGAUCCACCACAACAUUUUCCAGGAGUCAAAUAUUAUUGGGCACGUGACUAUUUCCCCAAUUUUGUGGAAGAAGAUAAACGUGUUUUUGUUUCUCAUGAUGGGGCACUUUAUUUUUCUGCAUUGGAAAUGAUUGAUCGUGGCAAUUAUUCUUGUAAUGUUCAAAGUGUUGCCUCUGAUACUGGUCGUAAUGGGCCAUUUUUCCCUUUGAGGGUUGACUCACAUUCCUCCUUCCAACAAUUAAAGUUCUCUGGUAAUUUUCCAAAGGCAUUUCCAGAUGCUCCAAUUGCAGGAGAGGAAGUUAGACUUGAAUGUGUUGCAUUUGGAUACCCAAUUCCAUCAUACAAUUGGACAAGAAGAGGUGCAUCACUGCCACGUGGAUCAUACACAACUAGUUAUAAUCGAGUAUUAAUAAUUCCAAAAGUACAUGUUGAUGAUCAAGGAGAGUACACUUGUAGAGUUUAUAAUGACAGAUCAGCAAUUGAAAAUUCUGUAAGACUAACUAUUCAAGCAGCUCCGAAUUUUACAAUUCCAUUAGUAGAUAAACAUAUGGAUAAUAGAGGAGAGUUAACUUGGACUUGUGAAGCAUUUGGAAUACCAGAUGUUUCUUAUAGUUGGUUUAGAAAUGGUGAAAUGUUAAAUAUGGAAACACUUCCCUCACAAGAUAGAGAUCGAUAUUCUAUACAAGAUAAUGUCUUAAGUAUAAAAUAUUUAGAUCCAGAGCGAGAUCAAGCUAUGUAUCAAUGUCGUGCAAGAAAUCAGUUAAAAACAAAGUAUUCAUCUGCACAACUUCGAAUUUUAUCAUUAAAACCAUCUUUUAAAAAACGGCCUAUGGAACCCGAGACUUACGCAGCAGAAAAAGGUAAUGUCACAAUAUUCUGCAAUCCUGAAGCUGCACCUAGACCAAAAUUUGUCUGGAAGAAAGAUGGAAAUGUGAUUGGUUCUGGUGGUAGACGUAGAAUUUUAGAAACUGGUAAUCUAAUAAUUAGCCCAGUAUCAAGGGAUGAUGAAGGCACAUAUAUUUGCACUGCAACAAAUCAAUAUGGAAGCGAUGACACUCGUGGACGAUUAAUAGUAUUACGUGGUCCACAAUUUAUUGAAAAGUUACCACAACAUGUUACAAGUGCAGUGAUGCAAAAUCAAACACUGCGUUGCAUGGGGGAAGUAGUUGAUGAAAUGCUAGAUGUAGCUUAUAUUUGGAAACAUAAUGGUUUACGUAUCAGAGACGAGGAUUUAAUAAAUAAUCCUAGAUUGCAUAUUGACGGAGAAGAACUUAAUAUAAUAAACGCUACAUUCGCAGAAGCAGGAGAAUAUCAGUGCAUAAUUAAAAGUGCAGUAGGCGAAAUUUCUAGUAAAACGACAGUUACAAUAGAGGGACCACCAGGACCACCUGGUGGUGUACAAGUUGUAAAUAUUGUAAAAACUUCUACAACUUUACGUUGGACUGAUGGUGCUUUUAAUGGCAAACCCAUUACUAUGUAUACUGUAAGCGCAAGAACAAAUUGGAAUCACACAUGGUCUAAUAUCAUAGAAAAUAUAACUGCUGUUGAAGUAGAUAGAUAUAAUGGUAGAAAAGAGGCUUAUUUGGAGAAUGUUUUAAAUCCUUAUACUACAUAUGAGUUCUGUGUAUCUGCUUUUAAUGAAUUAGGAUACAGUUUACCAUCAUCACCCUCCCCACAGUACAGUACACCACCUGAUAAACCAACAAAAGUUCCAUCCAACAUAGGCGGAGGAGGAGGUAAAAUCGGAGAUCUUACAAUAACAUGGGAUCCUUUACCAUCAUCUGAACAAAAUGGUCCAGGAAUCUACUACAAAGUUUUCUGGCGUCAAAAGUAUCACGAAACCGAGUUUCAGUCAUUAUCUUUGAAAGACUAUGGUAAUGCUGGGAGAAGUGUUGUUCAGAUACAACAACAAUAUUAUUACACAGAAUACGAAGUUAAAGUCCAAGCUGCUAAUGCAUUAGGUUUUGGACCAAUUUCUAAUGCAGUUACGAUAUUUAGUGCUGAAGAUAUGCCCCAAGUAGCUCCACAACAAGUUGUAGCACAUGGCUACAAUAGUACUAGCUUAAAAGUUAGUUGGUUGCCAAUUGAACAGACACGUGAAAGGAUACGGGGCAAAUUAAUAGGCCAUAGAAUAAAGUAUUGGAAGGAAAGUAAUAAAGAGGAAGAUGCAGUAUAUUACUUAUCUCGAAGUGCAAGACCUUGGGCUCUUGUAGUUGGUUUGCAACCUGAUACUUAUUACUAUGUUAAAGUCAUGGCGUAUAAUUCUGCGGGAGAAGGUCCUGAAAGCGAACGAUAUUUAGAAAGAACUUUCCGUAAAGCACCGCAAAAACCACCAUCUUCUGUCAAUGUAUAUGGAGUAAAUCCUUCAACAGUUCGGGUUGUUUGGCGUUAUGUACAACCAAGUUUAGAAGAAGAACCAUUAAUAGGUUAUAAAAUACGUGUUUGGGAGCUAGACCAAGAUAUGAGCACCGCGAAUGAUACUAUUAUACCAGGUGGCUCGAAAUUAGAAGCUUAUAUCACAAAUCUCAGCCCUGGAAAGGCAUACCACUUACGUGUACUUGCAUUUAGCAAUGGAGGAGAUGGACGAAUGUCGAGUCCAACUCAUACAUUCCAAAUGGGCGACGCAGCUGCUUUCAGAAGCAGUGCUGGUAAUAAAAUUUUGGAUGCUGCUUUAGGUAUAUCAUUGUUAUUAUUAUUGAGAAUUUAUGAAUACAUAUAGUAUGAGUAUAAGAUA